AUGGAGGAGCCUGGGUCUAGGUUGCAGGUUAGGCCGUACUACAAUCCUGAGAGUUUUAAUGCUGGCUACAGCGCUGUUUUCAGACCAGAUCAAGGGGUUAUAGAUGCGAAUGGACAAUCGAUCGCAUCAAAAUUGAACAUUGUUCAAACAUCGGGCAAGAAUCUUGCCAAGAGAAUCGGUAAAGGGGCAAGCUCUUCUGGCAGUCUUUUAUCUGGACUUUCCUUGAAUAAUGGCAAGAGACUACUAUCAAAAGUAUCUGCAGGGGAUAACGGAGACUCUCCAAAGAGUAUAGCAGAUAUGGAAUGGCUGGAUUUUCUAAAUCUUAAGGCAUGGAAAAGGAUUUUUGGUCAAUUGUUUGACCAGUUCUUUAGGAAAUAUUUCCGCCACCUUGUGCAACAACCAUUUGAAGUGGCCAGAUGUUUAUUGCAAGUGGGUGAUUUCGGUCAACUUGAUGCUUUGGAAGUACCAGCACCAGUUGAAUUAAGAGAUGAGGAAGACGAUAACGAGGAGAUAGAUUUCUUCCCAAAGGCCAACGACCAGGAGCUAUUACCAAACCUGGAAGAAGAUGAGUUGGAAAGGUCACUAAUCAAUAAUCCCGACAAGUAUAGCCCCACAGCGGGCAACGAAAUGCUGAUUCGCCCUCAAUCAAAGCAUACGAUUGAUAUAAUAAACAGUGUGAUGGAUAACGAAGGCAUGAAAGGGUUGUGGAAGGCUAACAACACAACUUUCAUCUAUAAUUUCCUGUCACUCACGCUCGACGCCUGGUUUACCGGAUUAAUUUCACCAUUCCUAGGAGUACCAGAUCCUUAUUUUAUGGAUAUCAUUCAUUCUCCAGAUGUUAAAUCCUCAAUCAUUUUAACGCUAACCGCGAGCACACUCACCAAGCUUAUACUAUUGCCAUUAGAUAUCAUAAGAACGAGGUUCAUGGUUACGUCACUAAGAAAGGGAAGCAAACCUAUAAGAAGCUUAAGAAAACUUGUACGGUGCUGGUCGUGGCGUGCAGACAUCAGGAGAGUGCCCGGAGACAUGUGGAUCCUAACGAUCCUUCAAUCAAUCUCCAACGUGACAUUCAACAAGAUCUUCGAUGUGGUGAUUUACCAUCAAUGGAACGUUGAAAGGCACUCACAGGUAAAAUGGUACAAUACUUUUAAAUUACUAUCACAGACAGUGGAACUUCUUGUUAGAUUGCCCUUGGAGAACCUGUUACGUCGUUGUCAAGUGAACUUCCUCGUCAACGACAGCCGUCAUCCGCUAAAGAUCGAACACGCGGACUUGAUCGUCAAACCAAUAGGAUACCGCGGCAUAUGGAACUCUCUAAGGGAUCCACGUACUUCAUCCGGACUAUGGAACGGCUGGAGAGUCGGUUUAAUGAGCCUAUGUUGCGGCUACGGGUUCGAAAUGAUAAGCACCGAUGCCGUGGACCUAGAACAGGAAAAAUUUUGA
Messenger RNA from Torulaspora delbrueckii, 1443 nucleotides. It is a transcript of the gene UGO1, whose product is annotated as mitofusin complex protein UGO1. The record is from RefSeq and is a predicted model, not a curated record. The transcript has a single exon. NCBI's taxonomy places the organism in Eukaryota, Fungi, Ascomycota, Saccharomycetes, Saccharomycetales, Saccharomycetaceae. The coding region runs from base 1 to 1443 and encodes 480 amino acids.